This is a messenger RNA of Metopolophium dirhodum (rose-grain aphid), 1084 nucleotides long. RefSeq names its product eukaryotic translation initiation factor eIF1. Gene Ontology annotation, biological process: translational initiation. The transcript is spliced from 3 exons. Lineage: Eukaryota; Metazoa; Arthropoda; Insecta; Hemiptera; Aphididae. The record is from RefSeq and is a predicted model, not a curated record. Gene Ontology annotation, cellular component: eukaryotic 43S preinitiation complex. The coding region runs from base 387 to 719 and encodes 110 amino acids. Gene Ontology annotation, molecular function: RNA binding; translation initiation factor activity; ribosomal small subunit binding.
UUGCCAUUUUUUUUUUCGCGCUUCCCGUACACACCGUACUAUAAAUACCGUAUUCCCCCUACUCCGUGGAAUUACACAAUUCACAAUCAUAUUAUUCUCGUGACGUCUCCGUUCUAUAAUUAUAAUUAAUUCCGCGUACUUUGUGUCUUUGUUUAGAUUUUUAUUCAAGUUCGCCAGUCUCUGCUCUUUGUCGUUGACGUCGUAUUAAUCUUCGGGCCUUGACGUCUGAACGUUUUUUGGUCGAUUUCAUACCACCAUUCUAUUCAGUUUGUCGAUUUUCUCCGUUCUACUUGCAUCCGUAGUUAGAUCGCCAGCGAACACCUCUUCUUGUAGCCGAGUGGAAUUUAAAGAGACCCGUCGUUACCACAGGAGAAACGAACAUACGCAUGUCAAUCCAGAAUCUCAACGUAUUCGACCCGUUUGCUGAUGCAAUCAAGGGUGCAGACGAUGACGUUCAAGACGGGCUUGUUCACAUAAGAAUUCAACAGCGUAAUGGUCGUAAAACAUUAACAACGGUUCAAGGUCUAUCGUCAGAAUAUGAUUUAAAAAAGAUUGUACGCGCCUGCAAAAAGGAGUUUGCUUGCAACGGUACAGUAGUUGAACAUCCUGAAUACGGUGAAGUGUUACAAUUACAAGGGGACCAGCGAGAAAACAUUUGCCAAUGGUUAACUAAAUGUGGUCUUGCCAAGUCUGAUCAACUCAAGGUCCACGGUUUCUAAAGGAAACAAUUUAAACAUACUUUACAAAACAUAGAACAUGGAUUUUUAAUGUGACGAUUUUUUACAGCUCGGUCAAACAAAUAAUAAUAAAUUCAAAAUUCUCAAUUUCAUAACAUGUUUUAAUUAAUAAAUGUAAUAUUUAAUCUUAGGAAUUUUUCAAAUCAUUUAAUUUUCAACAAUGUAGAUUUUAAUUAGCAUUAGUAUAUGUAUAUCAAUGCUACUGACAUACAGAAAAGAACAUUUUUUUCUUUAUUUCCAUAAAUGUAAUAAGAAAAAAUAAUUGAUUCUAUAUUAUACUUGAAUCCACAUAUAUAAUGUGAUGAGGGUGUUAUAAACUUCAUUAUACGUACCUAAGGUAUUUAAAA